Messenger RNA from Aspergillus glaucus CBS 516.65, 2364 nucleotides. RefSeq lists its product as uncharacterized. Bases 1 to 2322 code for a protein of 773 amino acids. Lineage: Eukaryota; Fungi; Ascomycota; Eurotiomycetes; Eurotiales; Aspergillaceae. Gene Ontology annotation, molecular function: oxidoreductase activity. The transcript is spliced from 4 exons. The record is from RefSeq and is a predicted model, not a curated record.
AUGUGGGCGGUCAAAUACUGCCGGCGCCAUUCCACAUCGGGGGUAAUCCGCCUCCAUCGCGAGUGUUUCUUUCGCUUCGCUUUCUGUGAUCUCCCCGUCCUCUCCGCCCUCCAAGAGCGCCUUCAAGAUCUAACCGCCUCCUUCUCCCAGAACCGCGACGCCCAGUUCCGCCAGCAGCUACAUGCCCUGCAGUGCGACAUGACGCUGAUCAACAACGCGGACCCCUAUGUGCCGGGGCCGAUGCCGGAUUCGGCGGAGGAGGUUGCUAGGCUUGUGGAGGGGACUGUUGGGGGUGGGGUUUUUGGGAGGGAGAUGGCGGGGUUGUCGGGGAUGUGGUAUUCGAGGUUUGUGCAGGAGGUUAAUGGGGUCAAGGAGGAGAGGGAUGGGGAGUUGGCUAUGUUGGUGCACCGCCAUGAAAAUAAUCUUGAACGAUUCCGUCGGGAGCAUGCGUUUCGGAACCAUUUCGCCGCUGAAGAGUAUACUAAUUUGUCGUCGACGCUGCGGGAGCGGUUGGUGCAGACGAUUACUGGGAAGAAGGGUCGGUUGAUGAGGGAAAAGGAGCAAUUGGACAUCGCGGAUACCAAUUCGCUACUCCUUCAUCCGAACCAGUUCAGUAUCACCAACCCGGCUAGUCCUGGUGGGGUCCAUGGGAAUCGCAAGACCAGACAUACUCGUCACCGCAUGGAUUUGGAUGAAUUGGGCAACGGGAUUGGACCGGAGGUGUUGAAUAAGAGGAAGCGAAAGGCUCCUGAGGAUGAUGUGGGUUCGCCGGUGCGGGAUGCAGGCUCUGCGGAGCGUGCUAAGGCUAGUGCUGCUCAGCACCAGCCGCCGCCUAGUUAUUCGCUGCAAUCGUUGUUCACGGAUAAGGAGCUGAGCUCGCAUGCCAAUCUGGCUCAUAUUGCUACGAUUCACUUCUUCUCGACUUCCAAGCGGGGGGAACAAGGGGGUGUUGGGACGAGCAAUAAUACCGAUGCGGAUGAUGCGUCUGGCGCAGGGGACCAUACCGGUCAGGAAGACAACGGUACUCCGGCCACUGAUAUGGUCCGAACGGCAAGUCAGAACUUCCACGCGACGCGAUCCACCCGCACGCACGGUAACAGCGCCCUCAACGCUCUCGCCGAGCUGUCAGACAAACAAGCAAUUCGUCCAAACCUCCCCUACCACCUCCUAACAAACCACCAACCCCGAGUCAACGCCAGCGCCCCGCCACCACCACCACUAAUGAACGAAGAAAUGGAAGACGACUGGUCGCGCAUGGAACGACUACACAGCAAGCCAGCAGGCUGGGUGGACCGCAAUCUAAUUGAGGUACUUCUCGAACCUGGUCCGGAACAAGUCGACGGGGUGCCGCAGGAUCCGCACAGGUUUAGCAUGUUGCACCCGGACUUUCCUGCUACGAUGGGGGUGCAUUGCACAAGCACAAGCACAACCACUCAACUCCAAACAACAGAGGACAUCCCCGUCCCCCGCGGCCCCAUCAGCGCAACAAUAUCCUUCGUCGUCCCCUGGCCCACCACCCCCCUCAACCAGCUCUACAACUACGUCGAAGACCCACCCACGGGCACCCCAAAGCACAACUUCGACGAAGUCCCCUUCCAAGUCAAUCUAACGGAUAUCCGCGGCACCGAGGAUACAUAUACCCUCGACGACAACGCCUUCACUGUGCUUAAGGAUGUACACACAGAUACAAGCUAUCAGACGUAUGAUGAUGAUAAAGAGGUGGAGAGGAUAUACUAUCCUGAGGUUGAGAAGUUGUUGUUAGACAACGUCCCCGGCGCGCACAAGAUCGUGAUUUUCGACCAUACGAUUCGCCGACAAGGGCCUGGGGCAGCAAGACAACCCGUGAACCGCGCGCAUGUUGAUCAAUCACCUGCCGCGGCUGCGGAGCGCGUACGCAUCCACGUCGAUGAUAAAUCCGAAGCAGAAGAGUUACUCAAAGGCCGCUUCCGGAUAAUCAACGUCUGGCGCCCGAUCAAUGGCACCGUCGUCUUUGCACCACUAGCACUCGCUGAUGUUAAAAGUAUCCUCCCCGAACGAGACCUGGUGAACAUCCAGCAUCGCUAUCCGCAUCGUAAUGGGGAGAUCAUGGGUGUCUUGCAUUCUGAUGAGCAGCGGUGGUUGUAUGUUUCUGGUGUUGAGGGGGGUGAGAGGUUGUUGUUGAAGUGUGCGGAUUCUUUUGAGGGAAAGGAUCUUGGGGAUAGAAAGGGUGGGGUGGUUGCGGGAAGGGCGCCGCAUAGUGCGUUUGUGGAUCCGAGGAGUGUGGAAGGGGAGGGGGGGAAGGCUAGGGAGAGUAUUGAGGUUAGGGCGUUGGUUUUUGGGUAGCUUCGCCGGGGUACUGUUCUGAGGAGGGUUAUGUACCGGGGA